Messenger RNA from Hemibagrus wyckioides, 886 nucleotides. RefSeq lists its product as uncharacterized. The transcript is spliced from 6 exons. The record is from RefSeq and is a predicted model, not a curated record. Lineage: Eukaryota; Metazoa; Chordata; Actinopteri; Siluriformes; Bagridae. The coding region runs from base 123 to 758 and encodes 211 amino acids.
AUUUCCAAAGUUUCGUAAUCUGUAAACAAGACGCUGUGUGUCCCUGAGCUAGCAAACAGAGUGAGCCUGGGCUUCUCUAAAAGGACGAGGGACACGCAACAGCGAGCACGACAGCCGGCGCAAUGAAACUGCUUCCUCUGCUUAUAGUGCUGUCCUCGGCUGCUGUCCAAGCACAGACCGAUUUGACCAACUGCUCCUCACCUCAGUGGUCCUAUGAUGAGUUCUCAGAGAAGCUGAAGAUCUCAGAUGAGUGUAUGGAAGUGCUCGCUGCUCAAUGGACAGAAAACCAAAACGCGGAUGUAUUCAGCAACCUGAACCGGCUUGCGGAUGUUCUUAAGAAAAAUCAAAAAGCAGUGUGUAAAGAUGCCACACCCAAGGAAUGCCCAACUCCAGCAGUCCAGAGUAAAGGAGGACUGGUGUGUGUGUCUACCAGCGGGAAGCGUUUCUGUAAACCAAUGUGCAAUGAGGGUUAUGACUUCGGCUUCCUGAGGAUUUCCAGGCUGUUCGAGACGUGCAGCGAUGCCACUAACUACUCGUGGACAACUCAGCUCGUGGGAGGCAACAAGCUGGCCAUCUGUAACAAAAGCAGCAUUCGUGUAGCAGGCGCGUCUUCCACUUACUUCCCCGCAAACCAGGACUGCUGGACCACUAAAAGCAACUCGACGCUGGAGCAGGAGAUCAUUAACGCCUUUGAAAAUGAGCUGAGCGCUAAAAAUGUUAACGGCCCUUACACGCACCGCUGUCUUAUGUGUGGAUAAAAAUGAGCUUUUCUCAUUUGAUGAUGAACGAUAUAAUUAGCGCUGUGUUCAGCUUACAGUUGUAAUACACUUGUAUGAGUCAGGGCUAAUACAGGAUCCGUUAAUAAAGUAAAGCUGUAAACAAGCAA